AUGGCCAAAACAAACCUGGACCGCCGCUUUCUUAUCGAGCUUAACGGCCAAUUCGUCAGUAGUCUGUCUGAUACCGAGACCGCCUACCUCGCGGCCAAUUGGCAGGAAAAGUACCCCGUUAGCAUGGGAGACCGCGACAAAGCUGCAGUGUUCACUUUGGAAAACGGACUCCUACUUAGUCGCAACGAAGUCAGCCUCCUCGUUGUCGGGCGCUUGAUGGACGAGGAAGACAAGUUUGACCCUAGGCCUAUGUACUGGGCCGAGCAGUUUCAUCGGGUGAAGUCGGUUCAGUACACGGGGGAUGGUGACGAUGUUCAACUGGAGUCUUUUGACUUUCCGCUCGGUGCGCUGCUUGACGAUGAUGAGCAGACGCGAUUGUACGCGUGCCCUCCCACCAUGGAUAUCGGACCUGGGACAAAGUUGCACUGGCAGGAGACAAAGGCUUAG
Alternaria ventricosa is the source of this 447-nucleotide messenger RNA. RefSeq lists its product as uncharacterized. The transcript is spliced from 3 exons. The coding region runs from base 1 to 447 and encodes 148 amino acids. NCBI's taxonomy places the organism in Eukaryota, Fungi, Ascomycota, Dothideomycetes, Pleosporales, Pleosporaceae. The record is from RefSeq and is a predicted model, not a curated record.